Nanorana parkeri is the source of this 667-nucleotide messenger RNA. It is a transcript of the gene MRPS28, whose product is annotated as mitochondrial ribosomal protein S28. NCBI's taxonomy places the organism in Eukaryota, Metazoa, Chordata, Amphibia, Anura, Dicroglossidae. The coding region runs from base 45 to 659 and encodes 204 amino acids. The record is from RefSeq and is a predicted model, not a curated record. The transcript is spliced from 5 exons. Gene Ontology annotation, cellular component: mitochondrial small ribosomal subunit.
UCUAUGAUACUCGGAGGUCACAACACUCGGUGUCUGACAGGAGCAUGAUGGCGGCGCCCUGUGUGAGACAUGCCGGCAGGUGGCUGUGCAAAUUGCGGGAUUCGGGGCGGUCUGUCAGUACGGCAGUGACCGGGGAAAAUCAGUCGAAUGUAGCCGGUAAAGAGGCGGGGAGUUCCCCUGUGAUGGAUGAGAAGUGGCUGGAUCCUCUCAGGAUCCAGAAGAGCCGUCUCACAAGUGAUGUCAGUAUGAGGGAAUGUCCGGGACCAGCUUGUGCGGGCAUGCAUGCAGCACUGUACCCAGAAACGGAGGGUGGUGAAAGAAUGGUGCUUAGCCCAGAAGAGAAGGAAACCUUUGCCUCUUUACUUCGUCAUUCGCCACUUAUUCAGAUGGGUCCAGCAAAGGACAAGGUAGUUGCUGGAGAAAUUGUGCUCGUUAUUGAUGAUGACCUGUACGUCGAUUUUGGGGGCAAGUUUCACUGUGUGUGCAAGAGGCCCGAGCAAGAUGGAGAAAAAUACCAAAAAGGGACUAAAGUGCGCCUGAAGCUUGUUGACCUGGAGCUGACUUCAAGAUUCCUAGGAGCCAUUACAGAUACGACCUUGCUGGAAGCAGAUGCUGUUCUAUUAGGAAUAUCGCAGCAGAAAUCAUCAGAUUUGUCAUAAAUAUUAAA